This is a messenger RNA of Bombina bombina (fire-bellied toad), 1041 nucleotides long. RefSeq names its product high mobility group nucleosomal binding domain 3 (gene HMGN3). Gene Ontology annotation, cellular component: chromatin; nucleus. The coding region runs from base 144 to 515 and encodes 123 amino acids. The record is from RefSeq and is a predicted model, not a curated record. The transcript is spliced from 7 exons. Gene Ontology annotation, biological process: chromatin organization. Gene Ontology annotation, molecular function: nucleosomal DNA binding. Lineage: Eukaryota; Metazoa; Chordata; Amphibia; Anura; Bombinatoridae.
GGUGUACACUGGCAAAGGGGGGGAUCUAGUUGUGCGGAAAGCGACUGUGAAGCUCCAUUCGGUUCUCGUCCUCUUACACCUACCACCAUCCUCAUCAUUACUCUUCCUCAGUAGUAGCUGGGAGGCCAUACCCUUAGUACAUCAUGCCUAAAAGAAAGUCUCCAGAAGGUGCUGACGCCAAGGAUUCAGCUAAAGCAACUAAGCAAGAGCCUACAAGAAGAUCUGCUAGAUUAUCUUCGAAGCCUGCUCCUAAACCCGAAACAAAACCCAAAAAACCUGCUGCCAAGAAGGAUGCUGGGACAAAGGCUAACAAAGGUGCUAAAGGGAAGAAAGAGGAAAAGCAAGAAGCUGGAAAGGAAGGUAUUACUCCAUCUGAAAAUGGUGAAACUAGAGCGGAUGAGAUUCACAUCUCUCGCUCAACUGUUAAUGUUUCAACAUCCAGAGGUGCCCUACCCAGCACACUGUCAGUAAAAGGGCAGAUUGAGACAGUGAAAGUUAAGGGAGCAGAAAACUGAAGUGGAAGACCAGACUGAAUGAAUUGUCCAUGGGAGUUUUAAGCUGAUUUUAUGUACCUCUUGAUGAACUUUAAGAAAAAAAAAUAUUUUUCUCAAGUAUUUUGUAAAUGCUUUUUUUUUUGUUUUUGUUUUUUUUUAGGACUGUAGUUUUUAACUUUUACAUAUAUAUUAUGUACAUGAACAUUUUUCAUUCUCACGCUUUGCUGAUUUAAUUUUAGCAUUGUAUGUAUUUUACAAACAUAGAAAUUAGGAUUAGAGGGUGUGCUUUGGCUGUAAUGCAAAUAUGUCCUUUUUAUGCUCUUAAACAAAACCCAAAAAGUCUUGUGUGCAUAAAGUGUGGUGUGUAUUUUAUUUUUUUACUGUGCCGAUACAAACUUUUCCAUGCGGUUUUCUAUAGCAAUAAUCAGUGGUGCUUUUGUACUUACAGUUUAUGUGGUUUUGAAGGUGACUAAAAAAGAUGUUACCAUAUGCUGAAUGUCAGUUAUUUUUAAUGAUUAAAAAUAAAAGGUAACUGGCCUUUUCCUUA